This is a messenger RNA of Aspergillus niger, 2841 nucleotides long. RefSeq lists its product as uncharacterized. The coding region runs from base 1 to 2841 and encodes 946 amino acids. The transcript has a single exon. The record is from RefSeq and is a predicted model, not a curated record. NCBI's taxonomy places the organism in Eukaryota, Fungi, Ascomycota, Eurotiomycetes, Eurotiales, Aspergillaceae.
AUGGAGCCAGCAUUACCGACAAUUGAACAUGUCGAGUGUAGGCAUCCACUUUUUGAUGUUAACCUGCUCGAAGAACCUGCCGAGACAGACCAACUGUGCGGAAAGAGCAUAAAGACCUUGAAGAAUUUUCUGCUCGCCAAGGGCAGGGACAUAUAUGACAAGCUGCUGGACUUUCAUGGUUGGGGGUAUGCGUAUGAGACUGUUUCCCGUCCUCCUCUUCAGCCAAGGCAGGUAAAAAUGGCAAUCCUGCUGAGAAUCAUCUGGAACCAGGCUGAAUACCACCAGCCCCAAUCAGUGGAGGAACUCUUUAGCUGGGAAAGGGACGCCGGCCCUCGAUUGUUGAGACCGGGGUGUAUCCGGGAUUGGAGCAAUUACCUACCCAUAAGUAGGGAUUACCCUGAUCCCCCGAAAGAUUUGCACGCAUCAGUCUCACUAGCUCAUGGGUCUGUCGGGUCUUCUAGUGAUAUACCGGAGGGGUAUUUGGAGGUUAUGGGCCGACCAAAUGGAAUCAGUGAUAGCGACAGAGAGCUUGUUGAUGUCGCAACACCAAGAGUGGACACGGCGAAAGGGAAACAAAGGAAACACAUUGAAGGUAUUACUGACUGCUCGGAAGAUUUGGAACGGACAGAAGGAGCCUCUUCAACCAGUCCCGGGGAUCAGGGAGUCGAAGAGGAGAUGACCGACAUCGAUGAGGAGGAAACCUCUGACCGUGAUGACGGGGAUCCUAUGGAAGAAAGUUCCUCGGGUGGCAAUACCCCGACUCAAACGACAGAAGCCAAAAGCCCUGUUACGCGGCAUAGAGGAAGCCCUUCAAGGAGCUGGAGACCAAGUGAACGAAACAUCGAAGGUGUCAGUGGCCCUAGCACCGCAAUUCCUAUAUCCCAGAAGUUCGGGAAAGCAGCAUCACUUCCGAUCCAGACUGCCCAGACAAUUAUCGAGGCAGUGCAGCGUGCCGUCAUGACUUUCGCUUAUCACGAGCUUGAACGCCAUCAGACUGCCGUCCCGUUGGACAUACCACGACCAUGGCUGACCGCCAGCCCAGAUACUAACUUGAGAAAAGUCCAGUACAGCUUACACCCAGUGACAGCUGAGGUAGAGCUGCACUUCCAAGACGACCCGGAAGUCCCCCGACGUACCUUUCCUUACAGAGGCCGAGGUCCUAUUAGCAUGACCCCCAGAGGAAGUGCGAUUGGCUGUGCUAUCAUCGCAGGCCGACUGCUAGAUGCUGGGUCCACCAACAUCGACCGCAAGCAGCAGAACUGGCAGAAUCGCCUCACAGCUACUGAGCGAGCCUUCAUUGAAGCUACCGAUGCUCCAUGUGAUUUCUUCGAUGAAGGACUGAGUCUUGAGCUAGUCGAACGCUUUUCUCGGAUGCUCCCAGCAGAUGUUCAUCUGGGCGUGGGGGCGACUAAUAUGAUGCGAACCGUCUGGAACAAGUCAACGCUCCACUUUGACCAGUUCGCAUUCUCAUACGAGGAGACCACCAAGCAGUGUAAGUGUGUAUCGUCUGAAGAUAGUAGAACCACUGUGGUUAAAAUGAACUCGACCACUCUGGCACCGCCUGUGGUCGCGACUGAUCGGCACGGCGUGGAUAUGAAGGAUGUGUUGUCCCGAGCAUUUGAUCAUCAGCGCCGGACAAUCUGCACCAAAUGCAAGAAACUUUCUGUUAGUUAUGAAAAACGGUUCCACAAGGUUGCCAUGCGCCUGGUGGUAGAACUCGGUCCUAAUGUGUCUGUACGGUCACAUACAGAAGAUAUGACCCUUGCAUAUCAGAAUGAGCACGGUCAUACGCAAAGCGUCACAUAUCGCUGGAUAGGAGGAAUAUACCAAGAAGAAGGCCACUUGCUCCUCUGGUGGACUGAUGCCGAACGUGGGGUGCGCGGCACAAGCCUGCGUUCAUAUAGUAGCUCUGUCCACAACGGAGCCAUAGUUGGGGGUAUACAUCAAAACAACAUCAGGGACAAAAUGUCCGAGAAAUUUUGGAGGAAUAAGCAGAUUCCCUUGCUUUUCUACGAGCGGGUUAUUAACCCGAGUAUUGGCGAGCUUCAAGUAGCUGUGAGUGCGGCUACCGACAUGCUUGACUCUGUCUCCCAGGGUAAGCUUCUCCUCCAGCAAAGUCCUGGUUGGGCCCCGCCCGAACGACCACCUCCGGAGCAGAACCCGUAUAGUUGGGUACCUGUCCUGCCUGAAUGCAUGAGACGAUUCAGGAAUGUCGAUCCGAAUCUUCAGAAUAUCCUAGCCCGAGGAAAGCCCCGGACGCAGCCCCAGCCCCAGGCGCAGGCUCAGGCUCAGGCUCAGGCGCGGUCUCAGGCGCAACGCCAAGAGCAGGCUGUUUCUAGCAGGCCAAGAAGAGCGCAAGCACGUCCUUACAGUCCGCCUCCUUCCUACCAGCAGUCGAUCAUGGCCAUGUCCCCGACACCGCAUAUGUCAGCAGAUAUGCCAUCCUCUGCGCACAUGUCAGCUUCCUCUUAUGGUGGAAUGCCACCGCCUCCAAUGCGCAGGCCCCAGUAUAUUGGCUCCAACUUGUCUACGCCCGUAAAUAUCCCUUCCACCAGUCCUGUUCAGCGAUACCACGAUCUCCAUAAUGCAAGAAUCUAUGGAGCUCCGGCAAUAUCUUCCUCUCCUGUAGCCUCUUCUCGACAAAGGGUCGAUUACAGUCCGGAGAGUCAGACCAAUCCAGGCCCUUAUGUUGCCUCGAGCCCGAUGCAGCUGACAAACCCCGAUAGUAACGCCUAUGGUGGAAUGGGACAAUCCUCCUCGCCGCCACAGCAAGCACAGCUACCACCAUACCAUCCGGAUUAUUGGGUGAAUAGACCCGGCCACCAUGGGCCUCGCUACUGA